Molecule: messenger RNA, 5845 nt
Organism: Spirometra erinaceieuropaei
Lineage: Eukaryota; Metazoa; Platyhelminthes; Cestoda; Diphyllobothriidea; Diphyllobothriidae
Source: the annotation of a GenBank genome assembly
AUGGUACAGGAAGAAGAUGACCAUGGGCUCACUGAGUGCAUGUGCGCUAUACGGGCGAAGGCAGAUACGGUACGUUUGCUUGCACUGGCAGUUAAUUUGCCGAUACCAUUGCUUGUACCGCUGUCCUGGGGUCAAAAUAGUCUGAGGUACACUCGGCAGCUGCUCGACUUCAGCGGUUGAUCUGUAUGGCUAUCUUUUGCAACUUACUUCAGAAGUUACCUAUGGCUGUAUAUUGUUUGUUUUAUUAUUCAGAUUUUACAGCUUGUACUAAAUCUGGUCGUUUGUUUGUUCGGCCCACCAUUAUCGACUCUGACACAGAAAUUCAAACGAAAUAUAAAGUUGAGCUAGGGCAGUAAGUUUGUCCGGCGUCUACAAUUAUUUUAUAAAUAUCCCCAACUGCUGGAAGCUGAGAAAAUAGUAAGUUUAUGUCUCAAAGACGUUCACACUUCUCGACUGUACAUUUAUCUUACUUGCAUUUAGUAUGGCUGUGACCACGACAGUUCAUAAACCAUACAGGCGCCGAAGAGCAACGUGAGAAUAGCCCCUAACCCCCCCCCCCCCGCUCCUCUGAACGCUCAAAAGUACUCGCCAAGGGUAAUUGGUGUUAUCACUUCCCUAAAUGACCUGGCGUACUGAUCUGUGGGUGCUGUGAAUAAGACGUCACAUAUUGCUUACCCUUGUGCAUCGGAAUAAUAUCGUACCUAUGGAAAAUCCUAGAAUAUUUUCCAGAAAGUGGGGAACAGAUCCGUUUAAGAGGCCUUCGGUAAGGGUUAAGUAUAUGUGCGGCGUAAGGAAAACUAUGGGAUACUGCCUAUAAUACUUUUAAAAGUAGGCGUUGUUCGGUAGAGUUUUUGAUCGACCUUUCGUCGGCAGGAGGACAUUCGCCAACCCGUACCACCCCGAGGCGUCUGUGCUGCUGAACUGUUUAUAUUCGUUCAUUGUUCUGUACCCCCAAACGUAACUCUUUAGUAAGAGGAAAGCUCAUUUUAAAAGAUAAUUCGGGACGGAGAGCAGUCAGGUAGUGAAAAAAGUACUUAAAAUAUUGUUAGAUGGAACGCAUAGGUCUACCAGUAAAGUAGGAGUGUUAAAACGCUGGUGAAUUAGUUAAAAAAACAGGUAUCAUUCUCUUACCCUGCGCAUCUACUUAACUCUUACCAGGUUUUCUUUGAAAGACAUACGAAUUGAUGCACUUGACCAGGACAGUCAAACUACACGGGAACUCUAUGGAUAUCUUAGGCAUGUUUAAGGACUGUUGGUUUCUAAGGCCUCCGGUAGGAUAUAAUACUAGCUGCAGUAGUAUUUUUUUCUUGGAGUAUGCUUGAGAUUCCAAAAACCAGGCGUGGACAGAAAUCUAUGAAACCUGUAAAUCAACUGCAGCACGAGUUGAUAUUCCUAAUUUAUAGCCACAAGGUUAAAACAGCCUUAACUAGAUCAUUUAGGUGGACCUGGAUGUUCGGUUAGUAUCGGAAAACAAGCUUGGGUUGGCCCACUUUGCCAGCUUCUCCGUCCUCUAUCGCCUGGCUUACCCGACUGGUGGACAGUCAUUCGAAUGAAAAUUCUCUCUUCAGUGUUUUGAUUGGUAGAACCUAUGAACUGGCUAACUGGCCGCUGCAUCAGCCUAUCAAGUUUCAUUUCUUUGGAGUUCUUGCCCAGACUUUUGGGGAUAUGGUUCACAGCAAGCGCAAGCGCCCCUCACUCGAAUUAAAGUGUGAGCCUGGCCUGUAGGGACUCACCACCGUCUAAGAACGUCAUCAUUCGUUUGCCAGAACGCACUUUUGAACGCAGGGGCUGUAUUAGUUAUUUAAAUAUCUCUCACUUUCCUGCUCUCUUCCACACAUACACACAAACACACUCAAACGAUAGUUCGGUGGCCGUAAGCCACGCGAUGCGUCCGGCCAUGACUAUUGCGUAAAUUCACUUACACUGAAACAGAACUGUGCCACACAUACCGCGUUCCAGUUACAAUUCCGGCGUCCGGGGGUUGGCAAUAGCUGGAGAAGAUAACCAUCCCGCCCGCACUAACCACACACGACCUAGACUCUGGCCCCAUAUGCAUCGGGCUUCGCCAAGGUGGGGGUCUAAGAUCGGAAGUAGGUGACACUGUCAUAGAGGUCUCAUUAAGAAGGCACCACUGCAGGUCGAUCCUCAUUCUCAAGGAGAGUAGAGUUGUCCAGUUAGCUGACAAUCAUUCGAGUCGGGAUUUGUGGCGCGUCGUGAUAGGUUCAAGCAUCUUCGAUUUAGUAAGGUAAGGGAUGCGUUGACUUGUCAUGCAGUUGGAGUCUUCCUCAAUGUUGAUCUAUCUCCCAUCUUACAUGUAACACUGAACUGUACGAGCAUGCCAGCCGAUUGGCGAUUACGUUGGAUUCAGCGACCGACAUAAUACAAAAGCCUCCCUCAAAACUUUCAAUAAGCGUGUGCGGUUAGUAGUUAAGGAUUUAAGCAAACUCAGCACGGCGAGAGGGAGAGGGCUUAAUGCAAAAUCCUCAAGGCCACCCAAGACAGCUCUUCAUUUGGUUGUCUUGCCACUCAUUACAACUCCCUGUAACUAAAGAACUCUUGAUAACCGGCUUCUGCAUGCGUUUCUCGGACUGUAAGUCCUCUAUGGCCAAAAGGAUUACCAAAGGUCCAUAGAGACUUAGAACCAGACAAUUUUUGGCGAUACCGUAGUAAAUGUUCGUCAGAGAUCUGUCACGGCUAUAUCCUCGUAUGCUUGCUGACGAGUGCGAGCUGAAGUGAAGCAACUCACUUUGAGUUAUUUGUCUAAAAGACACAGCCUUACAUGUAAGGGACCAUAAAUCUCUUUUAUACAUUGAAAUAAACAUCAAAUUUGGGUCUACACCUAUAAGCCUUAGGAUAUGGUGAUCUACUCCAAGUUCGCAGUUAAUUUCUGAGGAAAUUAAAAAGCAACCAUUUGUAAACUGGACUGUUUAUCAGAAAGCAAGCGGAGAAUGCCAGGGGGACCCACUGAAGAGCCCUACCCUCUGAAGAUGUGCCAUGCAGUGGGAGAAUAUAAGUGAAACACCCAUGUCUGGGCUUUUAGCGAGUACCUGUGUUGCCAGUACGGUAUCUGGUGGCUCUAAAAUUUAAUACUAGCUGCCUGUCGGCAGUUAACGAAUGCUAAACAGUUUUCCCGCUGUGGCUGAUGUACUUUGGCCAAAAUAUUCAUGCAUCAAAUUUCUGUGUGCGCAUAUAGACCUUAGCAUAUUACUGAUGUACUCCAAGUUCGCAGUCACUUUCUGAGAAAACUAAAAAGUUACAAUGAACUGAACUUACAUACAUCUAGAUAUCGUACUCAAGUAGAAUUAAGAUUGCGGUUACAGUGCGACAUUUAUUUGCAGCUGUUAGGAGGGUUUCCAGGAGAUCAAUUCUAGAGUCUUUUUAAAUAUUUGGGCAGUUGUGAGGUUUUUCUGAAAAGAUGUUUGGAUGGAUUUUGCUGGCCCAUGCUUGUAAAGUUUCCCCAGAAUGUCUGGGCUCAUUUCAAAGUUUACUUUAUAAUUUGGCUCGAAGGAUUGGACAUGGUUCCAAUCCGCGACUGCCAGACCACAGUUCAGUGUGUGGAAAAACCGUUGAGAAGAUACACUGCUGUAGUAACUGCUAGGUAAUGCAACUAACAGCUGAAAUGUUACUCAUGAGCCACAUGAUCCAACCACUCGCCUUCGCGCUGGAGGCAUUGCAACUAGUCGAUAUUCCCCUAUUUCUCUCACACAGGGUGAGUCUACUUAAGCGCCGCAGGAAGGCUGAGUAAUCAAGCCUGUUUUUAACCGGAUAACCCCUCAAAGUGGGCUUCAUGAACACAGAUUUCUAAAAUACUGGGGAUUUUACCCCUCCAUUUAUGGUUGCUGAAUCGAACCAAUGUAACUUAACGUUACAGCCUUACUCUAUGUCCAGUGUUUAUGAAACUACUAACGGAUAUAAGUGGACUCCUAAGAAAUCAAUGUAAAAGACCUAUAUGACAAUUACUGUUGAACGCUGACAGGACCCGAACUUGGUUGCCAGGUGCAAGUUAAUAAUUUUUAAGUUGUGCUUGCACGUUUAGGCUGAAAGUUACAGAAAUUCAUGUACGGGAUCCUUUUCUAAUAGGUAGGCCUUCCCACUGAACUGCCCGAAAACUCCCGCAAAAACUUGCCCGUCCUCACAAUGGAUUCUCAAGUAUUUCACCCGCCUGUUGAACCCCUGGUUCUUGUCGCCGCCUAUACGAAGGUAGGUUUUUAGUUUUAAAAUGACUUGCAAUGUAAUGCUGCUUGUCUUGGCGAGUAUGAGCAUGAUCCUCAGCUGCUGUCUACAGAUGGUGCUCAGCACAUUUGGGUAACAGAAUUUUUUACAUACUUUAUAUGUCAAAUCUAUUCAUUCAACUGGCGGAGAAAUGUCCGUUGAAAACCACAGCACUUUUUCACUUACGUUACUACAAAGAUUAAGUUAUCGCUUCUUUAUGCGCUGGCUACAUUAAAUGAUUUACAGUAGUUAAGAAAGGGACCGAUGAGAGUUUGCUAAAAGUAGAGUAUAAUCGGAAAAUAUCCUGCUAUUCCAGCAAUUCUUCAAAAAUAAAGUCGGACUGAAAGCGGUAUCCUAGUGUUACUCAGCCUCUCUUCUGUAAGACAGAUAUGAUGAAUUCACUAUGUGAUAUCUCGGUCUCUCGCGAAAUUUCUUUUCAUGCUUUAUGUAGUCCCUUCCCUUCCUCAACACCUUUCUCGACGGGGACUUAAGUUUGCGAUUUUUGGAGUCCGCUUCAGUCCUUCUAAAUGAGGCCGUCAUGAAAACAGAGGAGGCCAACUCCAUACUAAACAAUCCCGUGUUAGAGGUCAUCGAAGAAGAUUUCGACAUUUAUCGUCACUUGAAUACUCCUAAGGCCCUGGACACUGGGUUUGGGGCCUCUUCAAAAGAGAGGGACCCGAUUUUCAUGAUUGGCUUCUGUCAACUCUAUCUGGCUGACAUUUUGAUGCACUGCUCUGUCGCUUCACUGUCUAUCAAGUUGCUUACAUGUCCGGGUGAGUUAGCCUUCAUUGGGCUUUUACUAUCCAGGUUAAUGCACUCAUUUCCAUUAGUGAAAGUAUUUUAUUACAACCUGUAUAAUUUUCAAGCCACUCCGCGUUUGCUGAGUCAUUUUAAGAAGGAGUUACCCCUAUGGGUUUGUCCCGAGUACCAACUUCUAUAUGGCUGACCUAUUCCACUAAGGAGAGACAACAGUCUUAUUGACAAAGAAAGUGAUCACGGUCAUUAAAAAAAACAAAAAGCGAUUUUCAAAAAACAGACCUUGAAUGAAGCGCCACUGUUAAGUUUAAAUUUAGUCAGGAAGGGAAGGAAAUUUCAAGCAAUGGGAACGGUUAAUAAUAAGUGAUGUUUACUUUCACAAUGAAUUUUAGGUAUAUUUUUGGAGAUGCCAUCUAGUUGGGGUUCCUAUACCCUAUCUUUACCCAGCUUAUUUUAUUUGACGGAAGUGUGGGUGUUGUACCUUUGGGCCCCUAUCUGUUACAGGCAAUGGACGUAUAUCAAAAAGUUGCAAACGGAAACACCAAACAGCUACAAAAUAAUUAUCGAAGUCGAAUAGAUAAACGUAUUAUUCCAAGUGUUAGAAAUGCUUGGACUACCAUGCAGGUUGUAAAGUAAACAGACUAUGCGUAACUGCGCUACAGAGACAGUAGUACGGCUUAAAUUACCUGCAGGCGCCAAAGUGAAUGACAGGAUGCGCGCGUGGUGACAAAAUUCAAAAAGAAACACUACUGACGUAUAGACAAUAACGUGUUGUUGACGUUGAGCGCCGGGACCGUAUUGGUCGGCUGGCAUUAAGAUGUGUGAUGCAUGCUGAUCAAGCUUUCGCUUAAUAGUCUCGACAGAUGUGAACAUAGCG